Messenger RNA from Clarias gariepinus (North African catfish), 4806 nucleotides. RefSeq names its product ATP-binding cassette, sub-family C (CFTR/MRP), member 6a (gene abcc6a). The transcript has 32 exons. Gene Ontology annotation, biological process: transmembrane transport. The record is from RefSeq and is a predicted model, not a curated record. NCBI's taxonomy places the organism in Eukaryota, Metazoa, Chordata, Actinopteri, Siluriformes, Clariidae. Gene Ontology annotation, cellular component: membrane. Gene Ontology annotation, molecular function: ATP hydrolysis activity; ABC-type transporter activity; ATP binding. Bases 110 to 4630 code for a protein of 1506 amino acids.
GACACAACUACUGUAUUAAGCGGCUCCUUAAGGAAGCCAGUCCAGAUAUUUGCUCUGCUGUAGAACCCACCUUGACACGGACAGCGUGGUUUCAGGAACAAGUGUGGGGAUGGAUACUUUCUGCAGCCUCAGUGGCCUUGAUCCACUUUGGGACUGGAACCAGACAUGGUACACACACACCCCUGAAUUGAGUGACUGUUUCCAGAACACAGUGCUGGUGUGGGCACCCUGUAUCUACCUGUGGCUCUGCUCACCAUUUUACUGUCUUCAUCUGUACUGCCAUGGUCGAGGACGCCUGCCCCUCUCGCUGCUCUGCAGUGCCAAGCUGUUGCUGGGCUUCUUCUUGGCUUCCUUUGGUUUUGUCGAAUUCUUCUACAUCCUGUUGGAGCGACACCAAGAAAUCCACCACCACUUCAUCUUUCUCCUGGCCUCGGUCAUACGCAGCCUCACUGUGGUGUUAGCGGUGUGUAUCAUCCAGUGGGAGCGAGUGCGAGGCUGCCGCUCCUCCGUGGUGCUGUUCCUGUACUGGCUACUCAGCGUGGUGUGUUCUCUCGUUCCUCUCAGGGCCAAGAUCCAGUUGGCCAUCGAACAGGGCCUCACUCCUGAUAUCGUGCACUACAUGGCAUUUUUCUCGUACUUCGCCCUCCAACUGGCGCAGCUCUUCCUCAGCUGUUUCGCAGACCUGGCUCCUCCAGGCAAAGCCGUCCUCCAGAACGCGUGCCCUGUACAGGAUGCAUCGUUUUUGUCCAAGAUGCUCUUCUGGUGGUUCAGCGGGUUGGCUGUAAAAGGAUACCGCACCCCUCUACAGGCAGAAGAUCUGUGGUGCCUGCGUGAGAAGGACACGUCACAUAAAAUCCUCUCGGACCUGGAAGAGGAAUGGACCAAAGAGCGCACCAAACUGCAGCAGCAGGAGAAGCAGCUCAGCAGCAGUGUGGUGUUGGGAACUCGCUUGCCAGAUCAGGCCCAGCUCCUCAGAAAGCUGCAGAAGGAACAAAGCUCAGGCUUUUGCCUUUUACGGACGCUCGCUCGCAACUUCGGACCGUACUUCCUGUCUGGAACCCUGUGUCUGGUGGUCCAUGAUGCGUUCAUGUUUGCCAUUCCACAAGUACUCAGUCUGCUGUUGGGCUUUAUGAGGGAGGAGGACGCUCCGCUGUGGAAAGGAUAUUUCUACGCCACGCUCAUGUUCCUCCUCUCCUGUAUGCAGUCCCUUUUUAACCACCAGUACAUGUACUCCUGCUUCACAGUGGGCAUGAGGGUCAAGACGGCAGUUAUGGGUCUCGUCUAUAGGAAGUCUCUGGUGAUAAACAGCGCAGCACGGAGGAAGUGUACAGUAGGAGAGAUUGUGAAUCUGGUCUCUGCGGACACCCAAAAGCUCAUGGAUUUUGUCGUGUACUUUAACGCCGUGUGGCUCGCUCCCAUCGAGAUUGCCCUCUGCCUCUUCUUUCUCUGGCAGCACCUGGGACCAUCUGCUCUGGCUGGCAUCACCACGGUCUUUCUCAUCUUCCCUCUGAACGGAUUCAUCGCCAAGAAGAGAAGCAAACUGCAGGAGAUCCAGAUGAAGUUCAUGGAUGGUCGAAUCAAGCUCAUGAACGAAAUCCUGAAUGGCAUAAAGAUCCUGAAGUUCUACGCCUGGGAAAAGGCUUUCCUUGAGCAGGUCUUAGGUUACAGAGAAAAAGAGCUCAAAGCCUUGAAGAAGUCCCAAAUCCUUUAUUCCAUUUCCAUCGCUUCCUUCAACUCUUCGACCUUCCUGAUCGCCUUUGCGAUGUUUGGCGUGUACGUGCUCAUAGAUGACAAGAAUGUGUUGGAUGCUCAGAAGAUUUUCGUCUCCAUGGCACUUAUCAACAUCCUAAAGACUCCUCUGAGCCAACUUCCGUUUGCCAUGAGCACCACCAUGCAGGCUGUUGUCUCGCUCAAGCGCUUAGGGAAAUAUUUGUGCCAAGAAGAGUUAAAACCAGACAGCGUGUCCAGAGAAGCUUUUAAGUCAGACGAAGAAGGUGUCGUGGUUGAGAACGGGACUUUUAGUUGGUCUAAAGACGGUCCUCCUUGUCUGAAAAGGAUCAGUGUAAGAGUUCCUCGUGGUGCAUUGGUUGCAGUUGUUGGUCAUGUUGGCAGCGGAAAGUCGUCCUUGCUCUCUGCUAUGCUCGGAGAGACGGAGAGAAGAAGUGGAAGUGUUUCUAUUAAGGGAUCUGUGGCUUACGUCCCCCAACAAGCCUGGAUUCAAAAUGCUACGCUGCAGGACAACAUUUUGUUCGGUAGGGAGAACAAGAAGACCUGGUAUCAGCGUGUUUUGGACGCAUGCGCUCUGCUGCCAGAUCUCGACAUACUACCAGCAGGAGACGCCACUGAGAUUGGCGAGAAGGGCUUGAACCUGUCCGGAGGUCAGAAGCAGAGGGUGAGUCUGGCACGUGCUGUCUUCAGGAAAGCCGAUAUCUAUUUGCUGGAUGAUCCUCUCUCAGCUGUUGAUGCCCAUGUGGGUCAGCACAUCUUUGAUAAGGUUAUCGGGCCCAAGGGUGUGCUGAGAGACAAGACUCGCAUCCUGGUGACCCACGGGACAAGCUUCCUGCCUCAGGCCGAUCUGAUCCUGGUGAUGGUUGAGGGAGAGAUCACGGAAAGUGGUUCCUACCAGGAGCUUCUGAACCGUAAUGGAGCCUUCGCAGAGUUCAUCCACACUUUCGCCAGCUCUGAGAGGAAGGAGUGCUCCACACAAAGAGGUUCCAGAAAGUCCUGCUCAAGGCUCAGUGUAACAGACUUCAUGCCUUUCUCCAGGGACCUCUCCCAGGAGCAACUAAUUGGCGGUGACACAAACAGUGUCACUAUUCAGAGUGUAGACCCUGAUAUUGAACCGGAACAAAUUCCUGAAGACCUGGGGAAACUCACUAAUGUCGACAAGGCCCGGAUAGGCAGGGUGAAACUGGAGAUGUACGUCGAGUACUUCCGUACCAUCGGUUUGGCACUGAUCAUGCCCAUUCUCUUCCUGUACGCCUUUCAGCAGGGCGCAUCUCUGGCAUACAACUACUGGCUCAGUAUGUGGGCUGAUGAGCCCAUUAUCAACGGUACACAGCUCAACACUGACAUGAAGCUGGGAGUCUAUGGAGCGCUCGGGUUUGCACAAGGUAUAGCCAUUUUUGGCACCACUGUGGCCAUCUCGAUUGGGGGAAUCAUUGCGUCUCGUCAGUUGCACCUAGACCUACUGAAGAACGUGCUCCACUCACCCAUGUCCUUCUUCGAGUCCACUCCCAGCGGCAACCUGCUAAAUCGCUUUGCCAAAGAAAUUGAUGCCAUCGACUGUAUGAUACCUGAUGGCCUUAAGAUGAUGCUGGGCUACGUCUUCAAGCUGAUGGAGGUGUGCAUCAUAGUGCUGCUUGCCACACCCUUUGCUGCAGUCAUAAUCCUUCCUCUGGCACUGCUCUAUGCCUUUGUGCAGAGUUUCUACGUCGCCACAUCAUGCCAGCUUAGGCGCUUGGAGUCUGUGAGCCGCUCUCCCAUCUACACCCACUUUAACGAGACGGUGCAAGGCGCCAGCGUAAUCCGGGCCUUUGGGGAGCAACCACGGUUUAUUUUGCAGGCCAACCAGAGGGUGGAUCACAACCAGACUGCUUACUUCCCACGAUUUGUGGCAACCAGGUGGUUGGCCGUGAACCUGGAGUUCCUGGGUAAUGGGGUCGUUCUCGCUGCUGCCAUUCUCUCUGUGAUGGGGAAAGACACUUUGAGCCCCGGGAUCGUCGGCCUGGCAGUGUCUCACUCCCUCCAGGUGACUGGCAUCCUCAGUUGGAUAGUGCGUUCAUGGACGGAUGUUGAGAACAACAUAGUGUCAGUCGAGAGAGUGAAAGAGUAUGCAGACACGCCCAAAGAGGCUCCAUGGAGCUCAGAAGACAUUUCACUCCCACCUGCUUGGCCCCAAACAGGAACAAUAGAGUUCCAGGAUUAUGGGCUGCAGUACCGUAAAGGUCUCGAGUUUGCUUUAAAAGGGAUCUCUCUACAUAUUCAAGAAAAAGAGAAGAUCGGCAUUGUGGGAAGAACCGGCGCAGGGAAGUCAUCCCUGGCCCUGGGAAUUUUCCGCAUCUUGGAGGCAGGAAAAGGAGAGAUUUAUAUAGAUGGGGUGAACAUUGCUAACCUUGGACUUCAUGAUUUGAGAUCCCGCAUCACUAUCAUUCCACAGGAUCCAGUGCUGUUUUCUGGAUCCUUGCGCAUAAAUCUGGAUCCAUUUGACGCUUACUCCGAUGAAGAAGUGUGGAGCGCAUUGGAACUGGCGCACUUGAAGCACUUUGUCUCCGGGCUUCCUGAUAAACUUAAUUACGAGUGCUCUGAAGGAGGGGAAAACCUUAGUCUCGGCCAGAGGCAGCUAGUAUGUUUGGCGAGGGCCCUCCUGCGAAAGACGAAGAUCCUGGUUCUGGACGAAGCCACGGCGGCAGUGGACCUGGAAACGGACACGCUAAUCCAGUCCACCAUCCGCAGCCAGUUUGAGGACUGCACUGUGCUCACUAUUGCACACAGACUCAACACCAUCAUGGACUACACCAAGGUUCUCGUAAUGGACAAAGGGCACGUAAUAGAAAUGGACUCCCCUUCUAACCUGAUUGCACAGAAAGGCCAGUUUUAUCGCAUGUGCAGGGAAGCUGGGUUGGUGUAAACUCAUGCACGCUCUGGAGCUGUGUCCCUGAACUGGUUUUGUAGCCCGUUGGCGCAACCUUGUGGUGGACUUCGAGCAUCGGUCGCACAGAGAGGCAUCCCCCUGCUGGUCAGUGUUAUAAGCAAGAAAAGCUUUAAAAGCAACAUGGUGCUUCAGUAAAUAAGAAGGGUAAUGAU